GAAAAAAGAAAGGAAGUGAAUGGUUCCCGACUCCCGAGUACGUUUGAUGGGGACCGUAGAGGAGGAGAAGAUAAUUAGGAGGAAAACAGGGGUGACGUGGCAAAACAGAAACAAAAGCUAUUUCUUUUUUCUCCUCCUCCUCCUCCACCUCCCCGUCCCCGGAAAAACCAAGAAAUGAGCUAUCAACACUACCCACCACCAGGGUAUGGGUCUACAUACCCACCCCCUGCUCUCCCGCCAGGCUACUCAUCAGCACAUGGCCAUCCACCACAAUAUAUGGGUUUGGGUUACCCACCUCCUGCUGCUGCUGCAGAUCCAUAUUCUUAUCCACAGCCACAGCCACAGCCACAGCCACAGCCACAACCUCAGCCUCCGGGUUAUCAAGGAUACUUUGCUCCAGAUCAGUAUCCUCCACCUUCUCCUCACCCCAUUCCUUGCCAAGUUUAUCACUGUGAACAUUACGAUGAUCAUGAUGACUGCUCCUCUUUCCUUAGGGGCUGUCUGGCUGCCCUUUGCUUCUGUUGUGUCUUGGAGGAAUGCUUUUAAGCUCACUUACAAAAACCUACAAGAUGUGAUUAGAGAUUUUUGUGUAAUGUUUUCGUUGUGUUUUGUUAUUCCUGUCCUCAUACAUCCAUGUUUUAAGAAGCAUAGUCGAUUUUUGUUUAUUUAUCAUACCUAGGCUAGGCUACUGCAGCGAAUUUGCAUAAACUUACUAAAUUAGUAUUUCAUAAGCAAGUACAUAAACGUUCUUUUCAGC
Molecule: messenger RNA, 757 nt
Organism: Cynara cardunculus var. scolymus (artichoke)
Lineage: Eukaryota; Viridiplantae; Streptophyta; Magnoliopsida; Asterales; Asteraceae
Product: cysteine-rich and transmembrane domain-containing protein WIH2-like
Exons: 3
Coding region: 175-546 (123 amino acids)
Source: RefSeq, a predicted model, not a curated record